Astyanax mexicanus (Mexican tetra) is the source of this 3174-nucleotide messenger RNA. It is a transcript of the gene simc1, whose product is annotated as SUMO interacting motifs containing 1. The record is from RefSeq and is a predicted model, not a curated record. The transcript has 10 exons. Bases 615 to 3119 code for a protein of 834 amino acids. NCBI's taxonomy places the organism in Eukaryota, Metazoa, Chordata, Actinopteri, Characiformes, Acestrorhamphidae.
GUAGGCUCUUUAUAAAACAGCUCUGGCCAUAGCUCCAGUAAUGCUAAUGCUAAAUUGCAAAGCUAUACAACCACUUUCAAUUUCACUUCGUAGUCUGUCUGUCUCCUCCCUCAGUGUGUGUGUGUUUAGCUGCCCUUACGCGCCUGUGUCGACGCUAGCUCGCUGGGUUUAUGUUCUUCUCGUGAAAUUAACGUUGACUUUAGUAUGAUAGUUUUUUAUUGACGUUUUUUGAUGAAAUUAUAUAGUUUAAGCAAUAUUCGAGCGCUUUAAGACAACCUCUGCUACUUUACCAAACAGAUACAUGAGUGAAGAUAUUGAUUUUACCUCAGGAAACUUGUUAGCCUAGCUUGUAUUAGGUAACGUAGUAAGCUAAUAUCUAGCUUAGCUUAGCUAACUAAUUACAGCACUUUUGCAGGAGCAGUUUGUUUUAGCUGGUUAGCGCAGGUGGUGAACCUGACCCGAGAAUGCGCCGCUUCACUCAUGUCGCUAAAACAGAGCUCACGACUCUUCGGUGGAAAACAUAGCUAGCUAGCUAAGCUAGUUAACUAGCUAACCUGGUAAAUUUGCAGCUGCAUGGUUGUGUUUCUCGGUUUAAAUGACAAAAAUCUGCUGAAAUGGAUGGUGUGAUUUCCCUGAGCUCAGACUCCGGCUCUGAGGGGGACUCUGACAUUGAGUUUGUUGGGAGUUACAGUAAUGAGCGAGAAGACGCAGUGCCGUUCAUCAGAGCCGAACUACUCGCUGUUACACCGGUUCUGAUCGAUAUAACAGGACAUAGGUUUUCCCCUGUAAAGCCAAGGCCCCGACGAAAAUCAAGACAAGAGCAGACUUCCACCAUUGAAGUCAUAGAUCUAAAUAAUUACCAUCUUCCUAGCAACUUCUUUGAUACUGAUGCACAGCAACAGAGAAAAUCUAUGGCUCACACACCAACAAAUGCACAAAACCACUGUGUGGAUUCUGCUAUCCAGGCUGUAACCAAACCUAGUGGAAAUUUUCCACAGUCUUCAUGCACUCUAAAUCUUGAAAAAGAUGUAAUUUAUUUGGAUACUGUUGACAAUGACAGGAAUGAGUUGCCUGUUUCUAUAUCUUCUGAUCAGGAUAAUUCUUCCAGAGGUAAAAACAGUUCUCUUUACUCAUGUUCAGAAGACCAACCUGAAAUCAGAGCACAAGAACAAUCAGAUAGACUUCAAAAUGUAUCUACAAAGAACCUCACGAACAAUGAUGUUCAUGAGGAACUGCAAAACACUACAAACUCCCAGCAAAAGUACUCACCAGCUGCUGACCACAGCACAGAACAACACAAGAAACAUGACAAGCCAAUGGACUCUCCACAAAGUUGGCUUGACACAGCACCUUCACCAUUUAGCCUGGACAGUCCUUACUACUGUCCGAGCGAAAUAGAUGAUUUGAUCUUCUCUGAAGAAUCCUGCGUUGCAGAUAACAAGGGGCAGUUAUCUGCAACAUACAGCCUCACAUGUGUUCCUCAGAAUGAAUUUCUGCCCAGCACAUCUAAAGAAAUAACAGAUUUGCACAAAAAAGAACACACACAAGUUCAACCAAAUUUCACCUGCAAGACUUUAUCUACCUCAGGUGGAGCAUCCCCCACCUCCAGUCUGCCUUGUGCUCAGCCUUACAGCCCUACAUCCACAGAAAUCCUUGCUGGCGACUCUCCAGACACAUCUUCAAGCUCACCUGAUCUUGGCAUAGAGAGUCUGCCCAAUAGCCCUUCCAGUCUGUCACAAAUGCCUUCCAUUACAGAGAGAAUGUUAUUCAGCAGUAAAGACUAUUUGGAAAGCUCUUCUCCAAGUAAGUUUAGAAGCAAUAGCCUGGAUGAUAAGGAUAAGCAUGAUGAUGGACACUCAGAAUCUCAAAAGGAUGACAGGCAGCAUAUUUCUCUGGUGCAAUUAAAAAAGCUGAAACACUUAAUCGGAGGAGGAGGUCAGGCUAUGCCUGAAGAUGAUGAGGAAGAAGAAGAAGAUGACGACUAUGGUCAAGCUGAGCCACUGUGCAGACAGAGCCUGAGCCUAGUCUAUAGCACAAUCGAGGAGAGCUACCCAGAGGGCACUUUGCAGCUUCUCUCUGAUUUAAUACAGCCUCGUUACUACCCCCCUCUGGACAUCACCUCUCACCUUCUGAAAGGAAUCCUCCUGGACCCACACUCUACAGAAGUCUUGGCAUUAGAGGCCUACAAUCUGCUGAUGAGGACACAGAAAUACCACCCUGCAGAUGUAUCAACAGUUCCGUGGGACUGGGAUUUGUUAACAUCAGUGAUGUCUGAACAGGAUGAAACAACAAGGAUUCGGAGUGAGGUCUGCUGCCUGCUGUUCCAGUACGUACUGCAGUUGCUAGAAGAUGACUUCCAUUUUAAGCUCCCACUUCGCCUAAACCUUUCUAUUGCUAAGAAAAUGAUUUCAUGUGAUCAGAAGUUCAGACAAGUUAGGGAUGUCAUAAAUUGGCUAUUAGAUGCAGCAAAGCAGUCGUUCUGUAAUUCAGAGGAUGGCAAAAUGCAAAACAGCGAACAAAAUUGCAGUCUUAAGAUGUUGCUCAUUCUGCAGAGGAUGUUGUUAUUAGCCAUGGAGGUGGAUCGCACACCCACUUGCUCCUCCAACAAGCUCUCUGAGGAACUGUGCAACAGCCUCAACAGCACUGCCCCAAGCAGACAGCUUAGAUUGCUGUUGAUAAGCACUCUGGAGAGCAACCUACUGAGAUGCAAACUUCUGGAGCUGUUGCUGGACCAGGCCUGCUCUCAAAAAAGACCUCUGCCCAUGUCCUUCAAACUGCUGCUUCACUUUCUGCAAACUUGCACAUUGGCACCAGAUCCAUCGGAUGGAAUUGACAGAUGGAGAAGGUGGGAUGAGCUGCUGCAGCUUCUGUGGAUGCUGAUGCUCAGUUAUGAAGAAGUGAUGACAGGUCACCUUCGAUAUUCUAUCACAGAGCGAUUCACAUUGAUUCGCGCUCCCAUGUGGACUCAGAAUGACCAGAUCACCCGAGCAGCCGUCAAAGAGGCAGCGGAGUCUUUUUUAUCUCGGGCAGAGGAGGACAGUGGUCAAGCCCUGCCCUCACAAAUCCAAGAGUCUUUAUCCCAAUUACAGAACCAUUUACUGAGCAUCCGUUUAAAGUAAUAGACAAAUGUUUUGAAAAGCACUGUUUUAAAUGUUGAAUACAUUUGUAUUUUUA